Molecule: messenger RNA, 2964 nt
Organism: Neoarthrinium moseri
Lineage: Eukaryota; Fungi; Ascomycota; Sordariomycetes; Amphisphaeriales; Apiosporaceae
Exons: 10
Coding region: 1-2964 (987 amino acids)
Biological process (GO): carbohydrate metabolic process
Cellular component (GO): vacuole
Molecular function (GO): beta-galactosidase activity
Source: RefSeq, a predicted model, not a curated record
AUGCGGUUGCUCAAUUCGCUCACGGCGGCGCUCCUCGGGCUCGUGUGGGGAGUCUCGUCCACUUCGAACAACCUGACGGACGCGGUAACAUGGGAUCAAUAUAGUCUGAGCGUCAAUGGCGAGAGGACUUAUAUCUAUUCGGCCGAGUUCCACUACCAACGAAUGCCCGUGCCCGAGCUGUGGCCCGAUAUCUUUCAGAAGUUCAAGGCGAACGGAUUCAACACGAUCAGCGUAUACUUCUUCUGGUCUUACCACAGCCCGUCUCCAGACGUAUACGACUUCGAAACUUCGGGCAAGAAUGUCCAACGCCUGUUCGACUACGCCAAAGAGGCAGGUCUCUGGGUCAUCGCGAGAGCCGGGCCGUAUUGCAAUGCAGAGACAAGUGGUGGCGGUCUUGCACUAUGGGGGUCUGACGGUAGCAUGGGCAAGCUUCGAACUGCUGAUGAGACCUAUCACCAGGCGUGGUUGCCUUGGGUGACGAAGAUUGGCCAAAUCAUUGCGGCGAAUCAAAUUACCCAAGGAGGACCGGUGAUAUUAAACCAAAUCGAGAAUGAGUAUCAGGAGAAUACACACUCUCCGAACGCUACGGAGGUGCUCCACAUGGAGCAGAUCGAGAAAGCGUUCCGAGACGCCGGCGUCGUUGUACCGUUCACUCACAACGAGAAGGGCAUGAGGUCGCAGUCCUGGUCGACGGACUACCAGAACGUCGGCGGUGCCGUCGAUAUCUACGGUUUGGACAGUUACCCCGGCAGCCUGUCUUGCACGAACCCCGACGCCGGCUUCAAUGUUGUCCGCACCUACUAUCAGUGGUUCCAGAACUACUCCUAUACCCAGCCCGAGUACCUACCCGAGUUCGAAGGCGGCUGGUUCUCGGCAUGGGGCAGCGGGAGUUUCUACGAUCAGUGUACGACGGAGCAUGAUCCUGCUUUCCCGGAUGUGUACUAUAAGAACAACAUCGGGCAACGCGUCACCCUUCACAAUGUCUAUAUGGCAUGGGGUGGUACUAACUGGGGUCAUUCCGCCGCACCGGUCGUUUACACUAGCUACGAUUACAGUGCACCACUUCGGGAGACUCGCCAGCAGUGGGACAAGCUCUUCCAGACGAAAUUGAUUGGUUUAUUCACUCGAGUGUCGAAGGACUUGCUACAGACGGAGAUGGUUGGAAACGGAACUGGAUACAAGUUGUCUUCAUCUUCCGGGUUCAGUUGGGUGCUAAGAAAUCCGGACUCGGGCGCAACCUUUACCACCAUCCAGCAAGCCAGCACCAAGUCCAGGAGCAAUGUCACCUUCGCUGUCGACCUUGAGACCAGUGCUGGAACGGUCACAGUACCGACAGUCGAGCUCUACGGGAGGCAGAGUAAGAUCUUGGUCACGGAUUACAAGUUUGGCGGCAACGAGUUGCUUUAUGCCUCCGCGGACAUUGCAGUCUACGGCAUCUUCGAUGUCGACGUACUCGUUCUGUACCUGAAAGAGGGCCAAACCGGCGAGUUUGCUCUGAAGAGCAACCAAACUCUGACAUACAAAGUCUUCGGUGAUAGUUCUUUUUCAGCGACCACAAACACCACGGAAAAUUCCUUCAGAUAUACCCAGGCUGCUGGGACGUCGGCUGUUCAGUUCUCCAACGGCGUAUUAGUAUACCUACUAGAUCAACCGACAGCAUGGAGACUCUGGGCGCCGGCAACGACGUCCAACCCGUUGGUGGCUCCCAAUGAGCAGAUCUUCGUCCUCGGGCCGUACCUCGUCAGAGACGCAUCUAUUACAGGUGGUCACCUUAUCGUCAACGGGGACAAUGACAAUGCUACGACACUUGAGGCAUACACCGGAAAACCCAUCGAGUCUAUUGUCUGGAACGGCAAACCGAUAAAGGCCGAGAGGACCGCUUACGGUUCUUACACGGCCCGCAUUCCCGGAGCCGAGUCGAGACGCAUUUCUCUGCCGGCGUUGACACGAUGGCGAUCUGCCGAUUCCUUGCCCGAGGCUCAGCCAGACUACGAUGACUCGCGGUGGAUUGUCUGCGACAAGAACUCAACAUUGAGUCCUACGAAGCCAGAAUCCAUCCCCGUCUUAUUCGCAUCAGACUAUGGCUUUUACCCCGGAGCCAAGAUCUACCGCGGCUACUUUGACGGGGUAAACUCGACCUCCGUGUACAUCUCCACGUCUGGUGGGCUCGGCUUUGGGUGGAAUGCUUGGCUGAAUGGGCAACUGAUUGGUGGCCACCCAGGAAACGGGAGUCUCACGAACAUCAACGCUACGCUCUCACUACCGACGUCCGCGCUGAAACUCAAGGACAAUGUGAUUACGGUCGUGGUUGACUACCACGGUCACGACCAGACAUCGACUGCCAAGGGUGUGGAAAAUCCACGGGGUAUUCUGGGAGCUUACCUCCUUCCUAGCGGAAAAUCUACCAGCACCGGGUUCAAGCAGUGGAAGAUCCAGGGGAACGCGGGAGGUUCUGCAAACAUUGACCCCGUCAGAGGUCCCAUGAACGAAGGCGGUCUCUACGGCGAGCGUGUCGGCUGGCACCUCCCCGGCUGCGACACGGGCUCCGGCUCGUCCAACUUUAGCGACUCGACGCCGCUCGAGGGCCUGGACAAGUCCGGCAUCCGGUUCUACACCACCGAGUUCGAGCUCGACCUCGACGAGGACCUCGACGUGCCGCUGGGCGUCGAAUUCUCGGCCGUGAGCGGGACGGUGGCGCGCGUCAUGCUCUGGGUGAACGGCUACCAGUACGGCAAGUACGUGCCGCAGCUCGGCCCGCAGACGAGGUUCCCGAUCCCGCCGGGCGUCGUCAACAACCGGGGCAGGAACAGUCUGGCGGUCAGCCUCUGGGCGCAGACGGACGACGGCGCGAAGCUCGACGAGGUCACGCUGUUCAGCUACGGGCAAUACCAGACGAGCUUCAAGUUCAGCCAAGACUGGAGUUAUCUGCAGCCAGGCUGGAGUAAUCGCGAAGAGUUUGCAUAA